CGUUUCCGGUCAACAUCGACGUUCUGAACACCUUUUCCGAGCCAGUUCAUGGAGGAAGGCUCAUGGAAUGUGAACAAGCUCUUCAACGGUUUGCUCCUAAAAGUCCUAUAUUUACACGCGUCAUAAUAUUGUUCCCUCACUAUCUUCCCUCUUCGGAGCAGAAAGAAAGCUGAUCAGCUUUACAUGCAGAAAAACCCGUUUCUUCUCUCUUUCAUCUUUUUUAGAUACAGAGUUUGAAAUCAUUGGUUUGAUCGCCUCCGUAUUGGGAAACAUAUUCCCGGGUUUUGGUGGGUUUUUGCAGUUUUUGCGAGACCAGUCUUUGGUUUUGAGAACUUACACAUAUUCGAGUGGAUUCUGAAGUAAUAUUUCUGGGUUUCAGUGGGUUCUAGCUGUUUUAGCUGCAGUAAUCUUGAUUUAGGUUCUAAUCAUGGACGGCGUUGACCACUACAAGGCCAGUGGUAGUUUACGAGGAAGUUUACGGUUACGCAGUUCAUCGGUGUGGAGGAACAAUGCUAUGGAAGUUUUCUCGAGGUCUUCACGAGAGGAAGACGAUGAAGAAGCUCUCAGAUGGGCUGCCCUUGAAAAGCUUCCUACUUUUGAUCGUCUAAGGAAAGGUAUAUUAACCACGUCGAAAGGUGAAGCCAGUGAAAUCGAUAUACAUAAUCUUGGAUCUGAAGAAAGGAAGAAAUUGCUCGAGAGGUUGGUCAAAGUAACCGAAGAGGAUAAUGAGAAGUUGUUGUUGAAGAUCAGGGAUCGAAUUGAUAGAGUUGGAAUUGAUCUUCCAGCAAUUGAAGUCAGAUUUGAGCACCUAAAUGUUGAAGCAGAAGUUCAUGUAGGAGGCAGAGCCUUGCCUUCGUUCUUUAACUUCAUGAUAAGCAUCCUAGAGGGGGGUUUGAAUUAUCUUCACAUUCUUUCAAAUCAAAAGAAGCACAUAACCAUCCUUAAAGAUGUUAGUGGACUCAUCAAGCCUCGCAGAAUGACAUUGCUAUUGGGUCCUCCAAGUUCUGGGAAGACAACACUCUUACUGGCUAUGGCUGGAAAGCUUGACCCGGCUCUAAAGUGUUCAGGGAGGGUGACUUAUAAUGGCCACGGUAUGAAUGAAUUUGUACCCCAGAGAACUGCUGCCUAUAUCAGUCAAUAUGAUCUCCAUAUUGGGGAAAUGACUGUAAGGGAAACCUUGGCCUUCUCUGCGAGGUGCCAAGGGGUUGGAUCACGCUAUGAUAUGUUAGCAGAGUUGUCUAGAAGAGAAAAAGAGGCAAAUAUCAAGCCUGAUCCAGAUAUCGAUGUCUACAUGAAGGCAGCAACAACUGAAGGCCAGGAGGCGAACGUGGUGACAGAUUAUAUAUUAAAGGUUUUGGGUUUAGAAGUGUGUGCUGAUACCAUGGUGGGAGAUGACAUGUUGAGAGGUAUCUCUGGUGGACAAAGGAAGCGUGUUACAACAGGGGAGAUGCUGGUUGGACCAGCAAAGGCACUGUUUAUGGAUGAAAUAUCUACUGGAUUGGACAGCUCGACAACUUUCCAAAUUGUGAAUUCGCUCAGGCAAUAUGUUCACAUUCUUGAUGGAACGGCAGUCAUCUCUCUACUGCAGCCAGCACCAGAGACUUAUGAUCUUUUUGAUGACAUUAUUCUCCUCUCUGAUGGCUACGUUGUCUACCAGGGGCCCCGUGAACAUGUUCUUGAGUUUUUUGAAAUCAUGGGCUUUAAAUGUCCAGAAAGGAAAGGCGUGGCUGACUUCCUGCAAGAGGUGACAUCGAGGAAAGAUCAGGAGCAGUAUUGGGCACGCAAAGAUGAGCCUUACAGUUUUGUCAUGGUUCAGGAAUUUGCUGAGGCAUUCCAAUCAUUCCGUGAGGGAAGGAGAUUAGGAGAUGAACUUGCAGUUCCAUAUGAUAAGAGAAAAAGCCACCCAGCUGCUUUGACAACCAAAAAGUAUGGUGUUGGUAAGAAGGAGCUGUUUAAAGCUUCCUUCUCAAGAGAAUACUUGCUGAUGAAGAGGAACUCGUUCGUAUACAUCUUCAAAGUUGUACAGCUUGCAGUAAUGGCAAUAAUUGCGAUGACACUUUUUCUACGAACCAAGAUGCCUCGUGAAUCAGUAGCAGAUGGAACAGUUUACACUGGUGCUUUGUUCUAUACAGUGAUUAUGAUUAUGUUUAAUGGGAUGUCAGAGCUGUCUAUGACGAUUGUAAAGCUACCUGUUUUUUACAAGCAAAGGGACCUCCUCUUCUAUCCUUCAUGGGUAUAUGCUCUUCCUACAUGGGUCCUCAAAAUCCCAGUAGCGUUCGUGGAAGUUGGUGUUUGGGUAUUCUUGACAUAUUAUGUCAUUGGUUUUGAUCCAUACGUUGGAAGGUUGUUUAAGCAAUACCUUAUGCUAUUACUUGUAAACCAAAUGGCCUCUGGAUUAUUCCGAUUUAUUGCAGCACUGGGUAGGAAUAUGAUUAUUGCUAACACGUUCGGGUCAUUUGCACUGCUCUUGCUUUUUGCGUUGGGUGGUUUUAUCCUCUCCAAAGAUGAUAUAAAGAAAUGGUGGAUAUGGGGCUACUGGAUAUCACCUUUGAUGUACGCGCAAAAUGCAGUAAUGGUUAACGAGUUCCUUGGGAGCAAUUGGAAACAAAACUCAACGGAUCCACUAGGACUUACAGUAUUGAAGUCGCGCGGGUUCUUUACUGAAGCACGUUGGUAUUGGAUAGGCAUAGCGGCAACAGUUGGAUUCAUCUUAUUUUUCAACACCGCUUUCACUAUUUCUCUUGCUUUUCUUAACCCAUUUGGGAAGUCACAGACGGUAAAGUCAGAUGAACCAGAAAGCAAUGAUCAAGGGCAGAAGACCAGAGAAGGUAUACAGUUAACACACACAGGAAACAACUCAAGUCGUCAAGGGUCCUCAUCUGCAAGGACAGAAGCUGCUGUUGAGGGCAGUAAUGGGAAAAGAGGAAUGGUUCUUCCUUUUGAUCAACAUUCAAUCACCUUUGAUGACGUAAUAUAUUCCGUUGACAUGCCACAGGAAAUGAAGAGCCAGGGUGUCCUCGAGGAUAAAUUGGUGCUUCUGAAGGGUGUGAGUGGUGCUUUCAGGCCAGGUGUUCUCACAGCUCUGAUGGGUGUUAGUGGUGCUGGUAAAACAACUCUGAUGGAUGUGCUGGCCGGCAGGAAAACUGGUGGAUAUAUUGAGGGGAACAUCACAAUUUCAGGGUAUCCAAAGAAGCAAGAAACGUUUGCUCGAAUUUCAGGGUAUUGUGAGCAAAAUGACAUUCAUUCUCCUCAUGUUACUGUAUACGAGUCUUUGCUCUACUCAGCAUGGCUGCGCUUAUCCUCUGAAGUUGAUUUAACAAAGAGAAAGAUGUUCAUUGAGGAAGUCAUGGAGCUUGUGGAGCUGAAACCAUUGAGGCAUGCACUCGUUGGGUUGCCUGGUGUGAAUGGUCUCUCUACUGAGCAGCGCAAGAGGCUCACUAUUGCAGUUGAGCUUGUGGCAAACCCCUCCAUAAUAUUCAUGGAUGAGCCAACUUCUGGUCUAGAUGCAAGAGCUGCUGCUAUUGUUAUGAGAACAGUGAGGAACACGGUGGACACAGGAAGAACAGUUGUGUGCACCAUCCAUCAGCCAAGCAUCGACAUAUUUGAAGCUUUUGAUGAGCUUUUCCUAAUGAAGCGUGGAGGACAAGAGAUAUAUGUUGGGCCAUUGGGUCGCCACUCUUCCCAUCUUAUCAAGUAUUUUGAGAGUGUUGAAGGUGUCAAAAAAAUUAAAGAUGGCUAUAAUCCUGCAACUUGGAUGUUGGAAGUUACAGCUUCUGGGGAAGAGAUGGCUUUGGGCGUUGAUUUUACUAAUGUGUAUAAGAACUCAGACCUAUACAGGAGGAACAAAGCACUGAUUAAAGAGUUGAGCAAGCCCACUCCUGGUUCAAAGGACCUCUAUUUUGCAACUCAAUAUUCACAGUCAUUUUUCACUCAAUGCAUGGCUUGCCUAUGGAAACUACGAUGGUCCUAUUGGCGCAACCCACCAUACACUGCCGUAAGAUUUCUCUUCACAGUUUUCAUAGCAAUUACAUUUGGGACAAUGUUCUGGGACCUUGGCUCCAAGAUCAACAAGCAACAAGAUUUGUUUAAUGCCAUGGGUUCCAUGUAUGCUGCUGUUCUCUUCCUGGGCAUCCAAAAUUCUUCAUCCGUGCAGCCCGUUGUGGCUGUUGAACGAACUGUCUUCUACAGAGAAAGAGCUGCAGGAAUGUAUUCAGCCUUGCCAUAUGCAUUUGCACAGGUUGUAAUUGAGCUCCCAUAUGUCUUUGCACAAGCUGCGUUCUAUGGCAUCAUAGUUUAUGCUAUGAUUGGAUUUGAAUGGACCGUUGCCAAAUUCUUUUGGUAUCUAUUUUUCAUGUACUUCACAUUGCUCUACUUCACCUUUUACGGCAUGAUGAGUGUAGCUGUGACACCAAACCACCAUAUUGCCGCUAUAAUAUCCUCUGCGUUUUAUGGAUUAUGGAACCUAUUUUCUGGAUUCAUUGUCCCAAGAACCAGGAUUCCUGUUUGGUGGAGAUGGUACUACUGGGCAUGCCCUGUAUCUUGGACCUUGUAUGGGUUGGUUGUUUCACAAUUUGGAGAUAUAAAGUCGCCGCUUGAGGACUCAAGCACUAAUGAAACAGUGGAAGACUUUGUGAGAAGAUAUUUCGGAUUCAAGCAUGAAUUUCUGGGAGUGGUGGCUGGUAUGGUUGUCUUCUGGACCGUGCUCUUUGCAUUUAUCUUUGCCUUUUCCAUCAAGGCCUUCAAUUUCCAAAGGCGAUAGAAAAUUGUUUUGAUUAUUUUUGUAGUAUGUUCUGGGAUUCAUGCUAACAACUAGCAUGUCCAACUUCUUUUAUUCUUAUUUUUUUUCUCAUCCUCCAACUUCAUGUAUGAUAAGGCACUAUGAGUAUAUGUAUUUCACAUAAAAGAGAGUUGUGGGAUUCUUCAUUUAUCACUAAUUAAUUAAUGUGUCUACUUGGAGAGCUUUGGUUUCU
This is a messenger RNA of Corylus avellana, 4970 nucleotides long. Its product is annotated as pleiotropic drug resistance protein 1. Gene Ontology annotation, cellular component: membrane. NCBI's taxonomy places the organism in Eukaryota, Viridiplantae, Streptophyta, Magnoliopsida, Fagales, Betulaceae. The record is from RefSeq and is a predicted model, not a curated record. Gene Ontology annotation, molecular function: ATP binding; ABC-type transporter activity; ATP hydrolysis activity.